GCUAUUAAGGGUUUAGAAGAGAUAUUUCAGGUAUCGAGGGGAAGAAACCUCGAGAGAGAGACGACUUCCUCCUCCAACCUCUCGCUUUUCUCUCUCUUUAAAGUUUAUCUUGAAAAAAACGACCAAGCUGGUUGUGGGUUUGUGCACGGGAUUGAGGAGCUAGGGUUUUGCUUCGUGGCAUGGAACUGGGAUGAUAAAUUUAUUCGAGCUGGAUGGAACUCUGGAAAUAAUGCAGUUGAAUUUAUUCUCUCUUAGUGCCGGCUGCGGAUUUGCUGGUUCUGCAUGCAUUCAAGAAAAUUUAGUGUUCCCUUCGGCUGAAGUCAGGAAUUGAGGGAUUUCCUGGCGGUGUGGUAAUUUACAUGAGGUGUUAAUAAAGCGUUCAUCGGAGCAUAAUGGCAACAGAGAUUCCCGUGAGACUAAUUGGAAGCAAUGUUGUUAGAAAUUGGCCUGUUAGCAUGGAUACUGCCUCGUUUUAUGGAAACCAAAAAUUUACUGCCCCUAGUCGAAGUGGCAGUGCCCCUCCUAGCAUUGAAGGUUCUAGUGUAGCAAUUCAUGAAUUGGGAGUCCAGCAGAAUUCUGAAUUGGAUGCCAUCCUUGAAAAUUUGAACAUUGGGUUUGAUAAACGUCAGUCUGAAGAACAGCUUCGUGCAGAUCCAGCUUAUGCAGCUUAUUAUCACUCCAAUGUAAAUUUAAACCCAAGGAUACCUCCUCCUCUCAUUUCACAAGAAAACCAUCGCUUGGCACACUGCAUUGGUGAAAAUUGGAGACUUCCUUCUUUGGAUGAUGGCAACAAAAGAUAUUUGCUGGCAUCACAACGCAUGCUUCCCACUCAUAAGGAGGAAUAUGAGGAUGAUAGGUCACCCAGAUCAGAAUUUAGUCAUGAUAUUGCACAAAGUACAUCUGGCUCUGUGUCUGGACAGUCAGCAUCUCCUUUGUUGGGUUGUUAUAAAAGUAUUGAGGAUCUGAUUCAGGAAGAUUUUCCAGGACUCCUGUUAUACAAUAGUCAGCCCUUCUUGAGUCUAUCAGAACAAACCAGACAAUCAGCAAUACACGCGAAUCCGAUAUACAAUUCAGACAGGAAGUCUAGCUCUGACAAAAAAUUAUCAAUGAAUGCUCAUAGAAGUCAGGCCAUACGACAAAACCCAUCACGACAAAGGAUGCUUGCACGGCGAAGUGGCACGCCUCUCGCAGCCGUCGCUUCCCCUGUUCCAUUCUUGUGCAGCCUGUGUUGCAGUCAGCUGGCAUUGUACCCCUCUUUAUGCUACCUUGCGCUGCCUUUUGGAGCACUUAGACGUUACCACCCUAUGCCGCCCUUGGCCGCUCCAAACCAUCAACUUUGGAGUUCCACCCGUUCACAGCUCCGUGUGGUAAUUGGGGAGUCACUGUGA
Molecule: messenger RNA, 1388 nt
Organism: Dendrobium catenatum
Lineage: Eukaryota; Viridiplantae; Streptophyta; Magnoliopsida; Asparagales; Orchidaceae
Product: pumilio homolog 5-like
Exons: 6
Coding region: 393-1388 (331 amino acids)
Source: RefSeq, a predicted model, not a curated record